AGAGGCUAGAGCGGUUGUGUUGUGAGUGUGAGCCUGAACGGAGGCGAGCAAGGCUAGAGGUUAGUAUUAUUUAUAUUACCGUGCAUUGGUGUCUUCUGCCCGCUCUAAAACACUGUAAACGUCUAGAGGAGUUCCUGGUGAGAGCUAUAACACACCCACAGCGACACAGAUGGCAGUAUCACAAGAUAACCGCUGGCAGAAAGAUGCCGCCGAUCAAAACUUCGACUACAUGUUCAAAUUGCUCAUCAUCGGCAACUCGUCGGUGGGCAAGACCUCCUUCCUCUUCCGCUACGCUGACGACUCCUUCACCUCGGCGUUCGUCAGCACUGUAGGGAUCGACUUCAAGGUGAAAACCGUCUUCAGGAACGACAAGAGAGUCAAGCUUCAGAUCUGGGACACGGCUGGGCAGGAGCGGUACAGGACCAUCACCACAGCCUACUACAGGGGCGCCAUGGGCUUCAUCCUUAUGUAUGAUAUCACCAAUGAGGAGUCCUUCAACAGCGUCCAGGAUUGGUGCACGCAGAUUAAGACAUACUCGUGGGACAACGCCCAGGUGAUCCUCGUGGGUAACAAGUGCGACAUGGAGGACGAGCGAGUCAUCUCGUACGAGCGAGGCAAGCAGCUCGCCGACCAGCUGGGCCUCGAGUUCUACGAAACCUCCGCCAAGGAGAACAUCAACGUGAAGGCUGUGUUCGAGAGGUUGGUGGACAUCAUCUGCGACAAGAUGUCUGAGAGUCUGGACACGGACCCAAACCUGGUGAACGCCAACAAGGGCACGCGACUCACGGAGAACCCCCAGCCACAGAACGGCUCCUGCCAAUGCUAACAUUCUGGGAGACGCUAAGACUCCCUCACCUCCCCGCCACCACUACACAUCUAUCCUCCUGUUCGCGCCUAAAUAUACACUUACCAGCCAUUAGCCACGCCCACAGAUAGACCCAGACCACGCCCGCAACCCGACCAAGUAUGAGCCGCCGAUGGCUCUUCCAGCGAGACUGAUGAUGAUGACCUUCUGGGACCUUCUCAGUGCUGCUGCUGCUGUUACUGCUGUCUCUCAAGAUGUGCAGCAGGACCUGGAAAUAGAGAAAUAACACAAUUUAGAUCAGUUUUUGUUCCGCUGUAAAAUGAAAACUGGCGACAUUUUCCAGAGGUACGAACAAGGAUUAGCACAAUAAUAACGAAAAAUGUUCAGGUUAUUUGUGCUCGGCCUGGUUGAGUGUUAAUAACAGAUUAAAAAUUGAUCUUUUCUCGAGUUAUCUCUCAUACACAGUAUAAAUGCUGUAAAUAUCCUGAAGACAUUUAUUUAUAUUUUUUGUCUCCCGGUGUCCCAGAUAUAGCAAUUUAAUGGGACACGAGUCAGCGUUUAACGUGGAAAAUGAGAAUCAUCUUUUUGGACGGCACAUGGAGUAUGUUUACCCAGUGUGUUGACAUGUCCAGUCAACUGGGCAUUUUGUCGUGAACAUGGAAGAGAGUAGAUACUUGAUUACUAAUUGAUAGUGUCUUCGUUGGUGUAGAUUAUCUACCAUUUGGGACACCUACUAGGUAGAUUGUCUGCUAGGUGGAUUUUUGACCAGUUAGAAUAUCAACCGAUUAGAUUCUUGACCAGUUGUGACUUAGGGUUUAGCUGCAAAACAAAAACAAAAAAUAUGGCCACGUUUGUACUGCUUCGAACACAUAUUUUUUCGAAAUGUCACCAAGUUAUUGCAGUAAAUUGUGAACUGGGAGACGUGAAUGUGUUCCACUCAUCCUUUUAACAGUUUGACUCAAAAUAUCUCCAGUUACUGAGUGUACAGUCUAUAGCGAGAAACAUAGAUUGCCUCAAGAACUUUUAUCUCAAUCCUCCAGUUUCUAAACUUUCAUUUUUUACUUGAUAAUACUGUACUGUAUCACACAUUAGUUUCUUCACUUCACUGUUACAUUAUUGCAGUGUGAUCGUAACUCUUCCUUUCCUUAAUUUCUUUCUCUAUAGACGUUUAAUGAAGAUAGACUUAGUAGAUAGAAGUAUAAGACGUAUACACACAUGAAAUAUUAAACACAGUGGGUGUAUGAGUUACUUAACAAUUAUACUGUAAUGGCUGAACUUUCCAUAAUGACCAAUAAAGGGCCUUGAAAAAUAUUUGUGGAUUUAGAGAACUUAGGGACAUAUCAGUAAGUCAUUAACUAUUAACAGGAGUUUUAAUCUAAUGAGAGAGAAAAUAUGUAAAGAAUUAUCCGUUUGAGAUGAAAAUUCAAGUGUAAAUAGUUUCUGUCAUUUUCUUUUGUCCGAUUCUGGCAUAAUAACAUUAUGGAGGAAUCUUUACUGAGCCCUUUUGGACAAUAGGGCUUCCAACGGGAAAAAAAAACAUUUUUUUUUAAACACUUAAUAUGUCCAUUUAAAUAACUCCUAAUUUCCUUGAGACCGUCAUAAGUAAAGAGUUUCUAUGAUAAAAAAAUGGCUAUAUUAUAUGCCUGAAAUAGUUCAUAUCUGCCUGUUCCGAACUCAGCACUCUGUAAGCGCUUUCCAUGAGUUAGGUCGAGUAGUGGAGUGUUUUACCCCAUAUAUGUGUGCUGAGGGUGUCACCUGAACCCACCACAGGGAUCCGACGAGCACUCAUAUCUGAGAGAUGCGGAGCUUAUAUAUAUAUUUGCUACUGUGAUGAAAAAAGAUUACAAACUUUAUAAAUAAGAGUGAUAGGCUACUGUUUGAUGCUUCACUGACACCAAGAUUGAAAACUUAGUUGUAUUUUGAUAUACUAUAUUCAUAAAGCACUGAACUCAAAUGAAUGUCUUUCAUUUGAACAGUGAAUUAAGAAGGCUUAUUUCAAUGACAUAACUGGAUUAGAAACUCUAAAAGACAUGUAUUGUAAAUAUGGUAACACUAUAGAUUACAUUUGCCUUAGAUAAUCAACAAUAUGGGUUAACACUCUAUCUACCCGAUGUAACUACAGAAUUUAGGCAUGUGCUGUUUGUAGUGUAAGACCGGUAUAUGUACCAAUAACUCAAACUGCCAUAUUAUUGGAAUGAUCUCACACUAGUAUCUUAUUCGCUCAAUGUUUUCUGGAGACUAUUAUUUCCUAUGUUCUGGAAAAAAAAAUAAUGUUCAUUUAAAAACCAUUUGCACUGUUGUUGUCUACACCCUUUUACAAAUGAUUAUCAAAGGAUAAGUUUUCCCAUUGUAUGAUUAUUAUAGAGCUAUGACUAUACGUGUGAGGUGGACCAUAUUUUCAUGCUUGUGGAGAGCCAAGUAGGCACAGUCUAAGUUAAAGUGGACCACUCAACACCUCCCCACUUUUUAACCAUAACUCAAAAGAAUAUUUAUUUCCCACUCGGACAUGACUGGCCAGAUGUCUUAGUCAGUCAGCCAGGUGUCUGAGUCAGUCAACUUCACCUUCAGCCUACCCAGGGAACACUGAGCAUAAAAUACGGCCGUUUACUCGAGAUGGUUCCCACAAUAGGGCUGUGAAACUCUCCGUUGCGUCAAAGACAAAACUACUAUUACUACACAUGUGUCGCGCCUUAGUUCAGUACUGUGUCAUUGGACUUAUGUUGUAAUUUUGUGAUAAUGGAAUUUUUCUCCAGAUGAAUCCUUUCCAUAGUGUCAAUGUCAGUGAUUGUGGGCUCUUGUGUUGGGUCGCAGUAAGUUUCCAUGUUCCUUUCUCGUCAAAAAAAGGACUUGGCCUUAUUUACAGAAUGACGGCUCAAAAUCUAUGGUUGAGACUCACAGUAUGGAGCCUCAAGUGUGAUGUGAUGCCAUUGCUUGUGAAUUACGCUUCUCAGAGCUCAUAAAGCUAAUUAAAUUGCCAGGAGAAGAGAUCUGGGUAGUUGGGUCUCGGCUACUAUCCUGAUGAGGAACUGGGCUUCUCUCAGUUGACCAAGAGUCUCAACCUGUGGUGAAGAAUGACCUAAGCUUCUUCGUGGAUAACAUGAAGACACAAUUUAAAUAUGAUUAAAACUUGGCCUAACUCACAAGCAAUGUGUACAUGAGAAAUGUCUGUGUGUGUUGUAUUCUUCUCUAUCCCGAGUGUUGACUCCACCCAAAGAUCAAGUUGAAUUAAACAUCUCAUAGAUUUAUAAUAUGCAUCUUGUAUAUAUGUAAACAAUCAGAAUCCAUUACACGUUUUGCUACAUUAUAUAUUUUGAACUCUUUGUGUAUCUUUCAGUCCAUUAAUCAGGCCAAAACAAAUUGUGUUCAUUGCUCUCUCUCUCUCUCUCUCUCUCUCUCUCUCUCUCUCUCUCUCUCUCUCUCUCUCUCUCUCUCUCUCUCUCUCUCUCUCUCUCUCUCUCUCUCUCUCUCUCUCUCAUCAACUUGCCUUAGGAUGGAGCCCCGUCCUCUGUCUUUGUACCUGUGGUGUGACAAGUGGUGAUGGAUGCUACUUGCUCCUGUUGUAAGGUUCAUUCUCCGGAGUCACGACACAAAUGUAAAAGCAUUGUACUAUGUUAGUCAGGUUGUGAAUGGUUAGUGUGAUUUUCUUACAGCUGUAUUCGCAACAAAAGGGGACCCUAGGUUAGUUACCCCAGCUCCAGGGAUGAGAGGAGCAAUAUGAUUCUUGCAAUCUUCUCUCCCCUUACGAUUGGGGUUCGGUGUGCAGUAAUUAUCGUGCUGUGCUUGUUGUGAAUACUACUGUUACACAGGAAGCCGUUCUGUGUUGGGUUAUAUCAACCAAUGAGAAUGCUGACCUACUGUAUUUUAGACACAUAUAAAAGCUCUCUUCUCAUUGAAGUAUAUAAACCAAUUAUCAACUGCUGCCUGUACAUGUAAACAAAGCAAAUUGCAUUUCCUACGUCAACCUCACCUAAGACUUGAGUGGAAGAGAGUUAAACCAUCAGUUUUAGGAAACUUUUAUAAUGUUCAGCUUUCAUGAAACUGGUUGUUUCACUCUACAAUAGGACACAUUUCCCAACACCCCGCCUCGUGUGACCUGGCCUCAUAGCACUGUUUCGUCUUUUAAACAUUAGUUUCGUAUUUUUGACUACUGUACAUUGUGUCACGUUUUUUACAACUAUGUACCGGGCGCUCAUCAGGGAGUAGCAUCUGUUCAUGCAGAGUUACGGGUAGUGAAAAUGUGUAAGUCUAAUAACAGGAUAAUAACAAUAGGCGUCUGGCCAUUGUUUACUAAUAGAGCCCAGACUUUCUAACGUCCACCUAGACAACUAUUACCUUGAUCAGAAUUAUAGAACAUUAUUAAUGAAAAGAAAGGGCAACCAAAUAGAGAACUCUUGGUCAUAUUCACUGGUCAGGAUAAAAAACUAAUUAAAUAGUUUAUGAAAAGAUAAACACUACCGGUCAGAGAGAGAGAGAAAAUGUGAAAUUUAAUCGUUUCAAAAAUAUUGAAUAUAUUGUGUUGACAAGAGGCUCAACAGUGUGGUGCGUGUCCAGGUACAAGGAAGGCGGAGUGUGGUGAGCGUGUGCGUUGUUCGGUCGGGUGUGACGUAGAGAGGACACGCCAGUAGGUGUAGGCGGCGACCUGUUGUUGUUAGUUCUUGUGAAAACACGACAAAAAAAAUCAUCGCAGUUUUAAACAAGGCAGGCUUCAUCAUCAAUAAAGAAUUAUGUUGCGAAAA
Messenger RNA from Homarus americanus (American lobster), 5541 nucleotides. It is a transcript of the gene Rab3, whose product is annotated as ras-related protein Rab-3. Gene Ontology annotation, biological process: protein secretion; regulation of exocytosis; protein localization to plasma membrane. Bases 170 to 826 code for a protein of 218 amino acids. The transcript has 5 exons. Gene Ontology annotation, molecular function: GTPase activity; GTP binding. NCBI's taxonomy places the organism in Eukaryota, Metazoa, Arthropoda, Malacostraca, Decapoda, Nephropidae. The record is from RefSeq and is a predicted model, not a curated record. Gene Ontology annotation, cellular component: endosome; plasma membrane; synaptic vesicle.